AACAAAUGCCAAUAUGGCCGACCAGUGGUUUUGGCUUCGCUUUGUGGAAGUUUUAUGCAUUGUCUGUUCCUAGUUUCAUUCAUACACCAAAAAAAAGAGAUGAGAACGUAAAAGUUAAAAAGUCUGCUUAUAUAUUGGAUCUUAAAUUUUUUUUAAAGGCACCUGUGAUCACACUUUUUCAAAAACAAGCGUUGAUAAUGGGGGAAAAUGCCAACAGUGAAGGCACUCCAAGUGAACCAGAGAAGCCGGUUUCGACUGCUGAUUCAUUCCCGCCUUUUCCUGAACCUACGGAUACAGACUUCGACGAAGAUAUUAAUUUAGAUGAGAGGAACUACUACAAGGAAAAAUUUUUAGAUUUAAAAAGUGUAAUAUUCUAUCGUUUACACUGUACAGCUUGUGAUCGCCAUUUAGGAUGUUCUGCAAAAAAUGAAAAUAGAAUGCGUUCUCACCCUAUGUUACGCACAUUAGUUUGUCACACUUGCCACACAUUCUACAACAGUGGAGAAUUUGAUAAGGGUGAUGAUGGUUCUGAGCUCUACUGCAGGUGGUGCGGUCAAGGUGGUCAGGUUUAUUGCUGUUCUGAUUGUCCACAUGUUUUCUGUGCUAAAUGCAUAAAGCGUAAUUUGGGCAUGCCUAAAAUCAAAGAAAUUGAAAACACUGAUGACUGGAAAUGUUUCAAAUGCAACCCAAGAUGUCUCUGGGAUUUAAGGGCAUUGUGUUGGGCACUAUUGCGCUACUGUGAAUUAAAAAAUAAAUUAACAUACACUGUUCAAGAUCCUCAACUGAAAGAUAUGUAUCAAAAAGAUUGUGCCGCUGAUAAUUCAGAGUGCUGUAAAAAUAAAGGCAGAAGAAAAUCCAAAAUUGAUGAUUCCAAAAAGAAAGUUGAUGAAAAGAAUGCUGCUUCUUCAUCUAUUGUUUCAAAAAUUCCAGCAACAAUUCAGGUAAAAAAGUUCGCUUCAAUGGUUGAUGACUCUUUUGGAAAACAAGAGAAGAAACCACAGAAAAGAUCUGCAAGCCCUGUAAUGAAACCAAUAUACAUAAAGUCUCCUGUAAAUAUAGCACCCAUGCCUGGACCUGCAAAAUUAUUAAGUACACCUGCAAGCAAAAAGAUAAAGAUGGGGAACACAAAUUUUAUUCCACCUGUAAGAUUCGCAAAUACUGAGAGAAAGGGCGCAGUCGCAACAUAUGGACGCAUAAAGCCAAUAAAUAUAAGACCAGCUCCAUUACAAAUACCUAUGAUGACAAACCAUUUUAAUGGAUUUAGUAAUACAAAUACAUUUUAUAAUGAUAACAUUAAUUUAUCACUGGAAAACCUAACACAGGGACUGGACAUGACAUCUGCUGACAAUAAUGAUGUAAUAUGUACUCCUGAUUUCCCAUUGGAGCCACUUUGUGAGGUUACUGAAGAAAAUACUGAUGAUGACGUGCAGUGUAUCACUCCUGGACCAGCCGUUACAAAAAAAGUAAAUACUAAUACGCCACCACCUUUAAUACCUCGAGUGCAGACAAUUUUAUCUGAAGGAUCUUCUGAUAACAUUAUACAAAUGACUGAAAAUGAUGUAACAGUAAAUGCAGCUACCGGGGGUUUGAAGUUUCGUGUCGAUCCCCAAACUUUAUCAUCUAAUAAAAUGUAUCGCUUACCAGAUGGCCGUAUAUUCGCCAUAAAUGCAAACCCAUCUAUGCCAGGUGGUUAUUCUGCGACUAUUGUUGCUGUCACUGAAAAUCUUUCCGGUAAAGUUGCGUCCAAAGGGCCCACAUUUGCAGCAAAACUGAGUGCGAUUCCCGCCCAAACAAACACAAUUUCAGUUUCCAAAGGAAACCGCUCCAAUGCCAACGCUCCGAGCUCAAGAAUUCGUACGCCAAAAUCAACCAAAGCUACAAAGGCAUUAGACACAACAGCAACCGUGUCAGUAACUUCAAGGUCAGUCAACUCUGAAAUUCCUGUUGAAUGGCUCAGGUUCAGCAUUUUAGAUGCAGUAGAUUCAUUAGAAUACUCAUUAUCCAGAUUGCACAAGGUUAAAAAGGAAGCAACAUCUAUGAAUUUACGACUUUGCACUGUUCCUGAGAUGAAAAAUAUACAUAAGUCAUUGGAGCGAUUGCUACACACAUCGUCAACUAGAUUUAAUGAAAUAAGACAAAACUUGAACAAGGACAUGAAACAGUAUCUUGCACGGAAAAAAAAGGCAAACACAAACAUAAGCGAAGACGAUGAUGAUGAUGACGAUGUUGAAAUUUUAAAUGACGGGGACAAUGAUGAUCCUAUAUUUAUUGAUGAAAAUUCGGUUGACUCAAAUUUGAAUGAUACAAACUGUAACGAGAGCCAUGAUGUAGACCUUACAAUCGUAUGCAGUGAUCACAAUGAUAGCUGUGAAAAUAUUAAAGAAUAUUCUAAGAGUGAUCAAACUGAUCAUAAGAAUAAUAGCAAUGAUGACGGUUAUGAAACUUCUACCAAAAUUUUUAAUGAGAACCUACAUAUUCUUAAAAACAGAGUAGAAGAAAAGAACACUGAUUGCGAAGAAAAUGAAGAUUUAGUGCAAACUGCAACAUGUGAGAACAAGGUAAAUUUAAAAACUAGUAAUAUAACCCAUGCUGAAGAUGAAAUUAUAAGCUUGAAUGAACAAAAAAAUAUUAAUGAUAAAGAAAUUUCAGUCAAUGACGAUCCCUCAUUAAAUACUAAUGAAGAUGUAGAGAUGGAAAAUAAAUCGAAAAAUAUUUGUAAUAUGGAAGAAAAAGAAAACACUUGCGAUGAUGUGGAUAAAAGUAGAAAUCCCAAAUCUAACGAUGUGUUAUUAGAAGAAGGCUCGAAGGAAGAGAAUUUAAAAGAGGAAGAUGAAGAGAAACAAUUACUGAACGAGGAUAGGAGUGACAUUGAUAAAGAUAGUGAAAAAAUACCCGAUACUGACAUGAGUGAUGAAAUGAUAAAUAAUUUACUAAGUGACGAAAAUCCAAAACAAAUAUUGGGUACAUAAAACAAUUGGAUGCGUGGUUUUAUUGAAAAACCUGUAAAGACAUUUUAUUAGGAAGUAAUUAGAUUUAAGUAUAUUAUUUCGGAAGCAGUCUUAUCCUGGGGAUAUUGAGAUAUUUAGUCUUUUGUAAUAUUAAGUCAUUAUCCGAAUAUAUCAAUCUUAUAAUUUUUUGUUUUAUCUUAUUACUUUCCACUUGCCUAUUAAACAUUAAUAUUUUAAUUGAAAAAUAUCUGAUUAAUCCUGUAUAUGUAAAAAUAAUAGAAAACAAUUUUUGCUAGCUAACUUAUACGUGUAUAGUAUACAUCUUUACUAUUCUAUGUUAAGAUGUAUACCAUACAUUUAUUUGGUGAGGUGCUGUUUUUAUAUUUGUCGUUUUCACGAAAAUCAAUGCUACGAGUUAUUUUCGUUCAUUAUCUUUCUCAUGGCGAUAAUUAUGUUAUAAAUUUUACUUGUCCAAUGUGUUGCUACUUGUGUUUACAAGGAAGUCCUUUCUAAGGAUACUUCAGCAAAUCACAUAUUAGUCUAUCUUCUUUCUGCAUUUUCUUAAGUUAUUGGUUAAUCCUUGUAGUAACCAUAUUAGUUAAAUAAACAAAAAUAAAUAGAUACAGGAUAAAUUACACAGUUUGAGUUAGCCUCGAAGUAAGUUCGAGACUUGUGUUACGAGAUACUUACUCAACGAUACUAUUUUUUAUAAUGAAUACUUAUACAGAUAAACUUGACCAAGACCCAGGCCAAUCAGAAAAAGUUCUUUUCUCAUCAUGCCCUGGCCGGGAUUCGAACCCGGGACCUCCAUUGUCACGGACAAGCGUACUACCGCUGCGCCACAGAGGCCAAUAUUAUGUUAUGCAGAUAAUUUAAAUGUGUCUUGUUCAUACUUUUAUCUCGACUAAGAUUUCUUAUUUAGUUGUGAUUGGGUGUUUUUAUUUCUAAACCUAGAAACUGACAAGCAAUUGGGCCAGUUUUAUACUUUGUGCCUUAAGUGUUUGUUGUAAAAAGCUGAUAGCAUAACGAGCAUCAAGGUGUUUCGGAUGACAGUUUAAAGUGUUUUUACUGUUAUGUUAAACAAACGAAAGUCACCUGUAUUGUUGGUUUAAAGUUUGAAUCAACAGUUUUGGAAGUAUAAUUAAGAAUCAAAUUUUAAAUUGUUAUGUUUGAAUUUACCUUAUUGACAUUUCUCCAUGGAAAUUACUUUUGUUAUUCCAGUGUAGUUAAGAAAAUUCUUAUUUUUUGUUAUUUGUUUUUCUUUGUACAGUAAUAAGUAGAUCAAAGAUCUCUAUUUACCAACCUGUGCCAGGAGGGUUUACUUUUAUUUAAUUUCAGAUAAAUUUAUACGAUUGCCUAAGCAGUGUUACUAUUUUGAUAAAACAAAAUUUGUAUGUAGGCUUCAUUAUUUCUCAUACAAAAUCAUUAAAUAACAACUGGUUGUUUGAAAUAAGUACAAUUUGGUUACUACUUAAAUAAAACAGUGAAUUAAAACAUCUUGCUUUUACAUAUAUAAGAAUCGACUGUAGGUCUCAACUUCAACAGAAAAUUAUUUCGACAGGGUUUCAAUUUCGAAGAAAUAUUUCGAUUUAAAUUGCUUAGGCGAAAUACAUUCAACUAGCGUUAUUCCGACAGAAACUACCUCGACAAGGCACACCUUCGAAAAAUACUACUUCUACAGAAGCCAUUUCGAAAUGCACUUGUUUGGCUGAAUUGAAAUGUGACAGAGAUCUGAAAUAACAAUCAGUUUAAAGUAUAAAACAAUUGCAAAUCUGUAUAAAUAUUAUUCCUUCACAUAAUCAACAUAAUAAUGAUGAUCAGGUAUUCAUUAGUAAAAUCAUUUACACGUUUUCAUAAUUACUAUUAAUUGGACAGGUGAGUAACGUACACUCACACGAAAAGAUAUCAUCCAUUUCAUUUUUAGGAGCAUAUGUUUUUGCAGCCUAUCGUUUUAUUGUAAUUGUUUUUAUUUUUUUUUGGUUUCUCAUAUUUAGCCAAAAUUCUUUGUAUUUCAUUCUGAGUACUUUUUCCUUCGGCUAAACUUUUAAUGUAAUUUUUUUAUAUUGAGUAGAGUAUUUCAUCUCUUUUGCCAGCUUUCGAUUGUAUUUUAUGUCAAGGAAAUCCAAAUUCAAUGGAAUCUGCAACCGACCACAUUUUUUGUGGAUAGAAUGGUGGUACUUAUAUGUAUGUAUAUUAUUACCUGGAGUGCAGUUUUCUCUUGUUUUUUUUUUUGGUAUGAUCCCGUCACCAAACAAAGUUUGCAAACCAAUUUAUCUAAAUUUUUAAUUUUAGUUUGUUUUCAAUUAGAGACUUAAUGGGCUAUCAUACUUCUCUUAUAAUAAUGAUGAUCUCACUAAAACAUACAAAUUUGUACGCCACGUCCAACUACGAAACAACAAAAAAUAAAAAAAAUAUUUUGUUUGUAAUAAUGUUUUUAUUUUGUACCUAAAUCGUUAAACAAAACAUAAUUAUUAUUGACACACACCAGCGCAUAGUCUGUCGAAGGUAAUUUCUGUCGAAAUAACCUGCAACAGCAAGUGCAUUUCGAAAUGGCUUCUGUCGAAGUAGUAUUUUUCGAAGGUGUGCCUUGUUAAAGAAGUUUCUGUCAGAAAAACGCUAAUCAUUGUUUUGUCUAAGCAAUUUAAGUUGAAAUAGUGUUUUUCGAAAUUGAGUCAAAAAAAUCGUUCACAUAUUUAACGUAUUUUCCUAUUUUUAAAUGUCAAUCUCAAGCCAAUAGCUAACAACUAAACGAUCUAGUUGGUUUAUAAGGCACUAGGUUAUAAAAUAUGUAUGUAAUUUUAAAAUUGUGUGUCAGAGUAAAAGGCUGUGCUAUUUUCCGAUUGUC
This is a messenger RNA of Amyelois transitella, 5793 nucleotides long. RefSeq lists its product as uncharacterized. Bases 6 to 2969 code for a protein of 987 amino acids. The transcript has 9 exons. The record is from RefSeq and is a predicted model, not a curated record. Lineage: Eukaryota; Metazoa; Arthropoda; Insecta; Lepidoptera; Pyralidae.